This is a messenger RNA of Exophiala bonariae, 1074 nucleotides long. RefSeq lists its product as uncharacterized. The transcript has a single exon. Gene Ontology annotation, cellular component: SNARE complex; endoplasmic reticulum. The coding region runs from base 1 to 1074 and encodes 357 amino acids. NCBI's taxonomy places the organism in Eukaryota, Fungi, Ascomycota, Eurotiomycetes, Chaetothyriales, Herpotrichiellaceae. Gene Ontology annotation, biological process: retrograde vesicle-mediated transport, Golgi to endoplasmic reticulum. The record is from RefSeq and is a predicted model, not a curated record. Gene Ontology annotation, molecular function: SNAP receptor activity.
AUGUCUCUCGCCGCUGGCCUCUCUCCAAUAGGUCUGUCACUUCGUCGUGAACAUGCACCUGCGAAAGUAACCACAGGGAGUGUCCCUUUCCAGCAUGAGACAAAUUACCUAAACCUCCAUCGGACUUUGUUACGCCUCCAGCACCUGAUCCUCCUUACACCGACACCGUCCUCCGCCUCUCAUCUGGGCAGCAACCAACAGCCACAACUCAGCUCACUGCAAGCCGAGAUACAAGCUGAGCUAUGGUCACCGCUUCCCUACGGCCGCGAUAAAUGGUUGCAAGAUAUCGAGGGUGCGCGCACGCAGCUUUUGCAGCUCGAGCGCAAGGCACAGGCCAUUCCUGUUCAACGUGCAAAGUAUGAGGCUCUCAAAGAUCUCGCCGAGAAACGGGCACUUGUCAAAAGAUUACGGAAUCGUGUUGAGGAGAUUGGGAGGGAGAUUGAUCUUAUAAGCCCCGAUGCUAGUGAGCCUCUCCACGAGGAUGAUGGCGCUGAAACAUUAUAUGACAUCUUGCGGGAGCACGAACAGGCUAAGGAAUCCAAAGAUCAGAUUUCUGGAGAAUCGGAGGACAAUGUACUACACGAUGAAAGCCACGCCCAAAGUCCUCGGAAAGAGAGCGACAAGCACAGUGCCAAAGAUACUGGGCGGCAAGAAUUAUUCGCAGAUUCUGAAGUACGACGAAGGGGUGGAAAACAAGACCCUUCGUUAGAUGCAGGUGGUGCUCGAACAACAGGAUUCUCAAACUCGCAAUCUACAGAGCGAUUACUGUUGAAUUCGUCUCGAGCGCACGAAGACCUAACAGCCUCAUUAGUGAGUAUGGCAGUCCAAUUGAAGCAACAAAGCAAGGCGAUGCAAUUCUCUUUGGAACAAGACAAAAGUCUUGUUGACAGGGCGUUGGAAGGCCUCGAUAUCAGCCUGACGGGAAUGGCGGCGGCAAGUAAAAAUAUGGCAUUUCUCACACGCAUGUCCGAAGAGGAAGGCUGGUUCGGACGCAUGAAGCUGUACGCCAUGAUUUUUGGCAUGUGGAUUGCCGCCUUUCUUUUGGUCUUUGUGUGUCCGAAACUCAGGUUUUGA